AUGCUUACGAUUAAAAUAACAGGAUCCAAGAUUUUUUGUUACUUAAUAUGCGAUAGUAAAAUUUUAUUCCUAACGCACGGAUACAUACAAUCUUUUAUUGAUUUAAUUCAAAUGUGUAAAGAAAAUGGUUUCUGUCCCAUGUCCACAGAGCAGGUUCACAUCUACAGGAUUAAAAAUUUUCUGUUCUUAAUGAUCACAUGUAUGAUUAACAAUUUCAGAAAUAUUAUGAACUUUUGCAUAAGUUAUGCUUCAGGUCACAGCAAAUAUCUGUCUAAUGAUUAUUGUAGUGGCUCAUUUGUGUGUAGACUUAAAGAGAAAAAAGGUAAUUCCUUUUUAAUUGGGCACAAGGUUCAAAAAUAUUUUAUUUGUCCAAAUAACAUUAUUUCCUUUUUACAACAGAAAAGGAGAUGUGUUUCAUAUGAACAUAAACUUUUAAAAUAA
This is a messenger RNA of Plasmodium fragile, 441 nucleotides long. RefSeq lists its product as uncharacterized. The record is from RefSeq and is a predicted model, not a curated record. Bases 1 to 441 code for a protein of 146 amino acids. Lineage: Eukaryota; Apicomplexa; Aconoidasida; Haemosporida; Plasmodiidae. The transcript has 5 exons.